This is a messenger RNA of Triplophysa rosa, 2620 nucleotides long. RefSeq names its product double zinc ribbon and ankyrin repeat domains 1 (gene dzank1). Gene Ontology annotation, biological process: eye photoreceptor cell development. Lineage: Eukaryota; Metazoa; Chordata; Actinopteri; Cypriniformes; Nemacheilidae. Gene Ontology annotation, molecular function: protein binding. The coding region runs from base 106 to 2556 and encodes 816 amino acids. The record is from RefSeq and is a predicted model, not a curated record. The transcript has 19 exons.
UUGCUAUGGGUUACAUGACGCACACCAAUAGCACGUCCAGCUGUCUGUGGAGUGUUGCAGCGUCGUUGGAAACAGCGUUGUGUUGUACAGUUGAAGAGUGCAAACAUGACUGCGGGUUCACUAGCAGCACCACAAAUAAUUCCCAUUCGCAUUCCUCCUCCGGGCAAAGCCAAGCAUGAAAUCGACUCCUGCACCCCUGUUGAAAUCAAAUCAGAGUCCUCUGAUGUGAGAAUCCUGUACACACUGGAUGGCAGUAAGCCUGAGAUUGUAAGGAGAACAGGUUUUGCUGACAGUACUCUGAAAUACACUGGACCUAUUCGCCUACCUGUGGGGAAAGUGUCUGUGAGAGCCAUGGCUGUCACCAGUGAUGGACGGCACAGCGCUGUCGUCACCAAGAUUUUCAUCGUGGAAUCUUCUCCUUUAGAUGAGCAAGACCUGACUAAGAAACGUGAAGAUGAUUCACUGAAGGAUGACAGACAGAUCAAUGGCAAAGAUGAAUCAAACAUGAAUUUAAAGGGAAGUCAAAAUGGAGCUGACUUGUCUGUUAAAUAUUUAGGUAUAUUUGGUGGUUCACAAUCAUUGUUCAUUAAUAAGUUAAACUUUUUCUUACUGUCUUAUGGUACUGUGGUGUUUUCAGAUGUUCCCAGCAUUGAACCUCAGAGAGCCCUGAAAGGCCCUCGAUUCCUCACACAACGCCUGGGUCCUGGUUCCUCUGUACGCCUGUCAACACAAAGCGCAGGAAGCCAGAGUGCAGAUGUUGUGCGAAGCCCCUUCAAAAACCUCACGAGCACUCAGAUGACUCGGAUUCAGCGAGAAACAGAUUUUCUUAGAUGUCCAAAGUGCCUGAGUCAUCGCCCUUCAGACCCCUUCGCCCGAUUCUGCUUGACCUGUGGAGCAGCAGUGCCCCCAAUCCCCGGACAGAGACUGCCCCCUACUGAGGGAGGACAGAUGGGUCUGUGUGUGCAUUGUAAAUCCAUGGUGCCUCUGAACACGCCCACAUGUAUUGUGUGUGAAUCUCCACUGGCCCAACAGCUUCAACCUCAAGCUAGUCUAAGACUACAGAAUAAGAUCAUCUGUCACUCAUGUGGCACUGGAAACCCUCCACACAUGGCACAUUGCGUCACUUGUGAAUCCAAACUUGUUCAGGAAAGCACACCUGUUUUAAGUGGACAGAGAGCUGCACCUCGACCUUCUACAGAAGGAAAAAUGAUCUCAUGCUCCAAGUGCAAUAGAAUCAACCAUUCAGAUGCUCGAUUCUGCGACUGGUGUGGGGCGAAGCCUGGCCAUACGACCAAGAGUCUGACGUGCUCUCAGUGUGGGGCGAGCUGUCACCCUUAUGCAAAUUACUGCGGGGGCUGCGGUGCCUCUCUGGACGGACCACCCAGGACCACCCCGGUACCGAUCACACAGGAAUCAGAUCAGACCUCAGCCACCUGGCAAGCUGUGCCUGCUCAUGAAUCAACAACUGUGCCUCCGGCUGCAAGUCUGCACACUUGUGCGGAUGCACAGACACAAACGCUGGGUCUGUUUUUUCCAUCCAGUACCGAGAUGAAAAAGCGAAGCCAACAGAGGGAGGCGGAGCUAAGCAGACAGGAACACAUGAGUGACAGGAAGCCACUGCUUACUGCCAUCAGCCCAGGCCGAGGGUUCUGGAGGAAGCAACUAGAUCACAUUUGCGCUCACCUGCGCAGUUACACACAAAAUAAUACCGAGUUCAGAGCUCUGAUUGGAGAACCUCGUCUGGGCAGAAUGAUCUCUGCUGUGAUUCAGGAGGACAGCUAUGAAGUCAGUCUGCGCAUCAAUUUCAUCUCUGCUUCACCUGAAGCGUCCAGGGUAUUAAACACUCCUUAUUUUGUGUCUCUUGAGCUUUGUAUGUUUGUUGUGUUUGUGAUUGUACCUAUAUGUGAUAUGUUUUUCCAGUCGUCUUCUGCCGGACAGCAGAGUAGAUCCGUGGCGUCUGAGAGCCAGAAUCUCAGUGCUGUGACAGAGGGGAGAAUUUCAGCCAGUCCAGUGAAUGACAAUAGCACAGCAGCAUCUUCAGUCAAGAGAAAGAAGCAGAAAAAGAUCUGGAGCUCAGACGCAACAGAAAAGCAGCCGGAGUCUAAGGAUAAUCUGCUGCUUAAAGAGUUGGGGCCGGAGGGGCGGGGCCAAAUCUCUGUGAUGCAGCAGCUGUUGGAUGAGGGUGCCGACCCUGCAUGCCUGUGCAGCGAUGGGCGUCCUGCUCUCGUUGCCGCAGUGCUAAAUGGACAUCAUGAUGUCAUUCCCGUGCUGGUACAGAGAGAUGCCAAUGUUAACCAAACAUCCGGACCGUUGAAUAAUACCGCCCUUCAUGAGGCUGCAGCUUUGGGAAUAGAUUGCCUGAAGAGUGUCGAGAUAUUGCUGGGGUGCAAUGCAAGUAUCAGAAAGAAGAAUGACAGAGGUCAGACGGCAUAUGACAUUGCCGUGGCCACAGGGAAUAACUCCGUGAUCUCACUGAUGGCGGCUCACAUGGGUCAGGGUCUCCUGCAGCGGCACACGAAAACCAGGAGCCCCUCGGGAUUAGAUACAUUCUCAUGAGAUAGAUCACCAACCUCAACCAAAGUUAAUCCUAUAUAUAAAACUACUUACUAAUAUUGAUAAU